CACGACGACUACCAGCAACAACGUCACCAUCAUCACCACGUUGACCACCGACACGACGAGCACGGGCGUGCAGCAUGGAUGUGAUGUACGUAGUGACGGUGCUGGUACUGUUGCUGCUGGCAAUCUCGUUCGCACUGGCAGCGACGGUAACCACACCGGCUGAAAAUGCCGCCUCACCCGGCGGCCCUUACCGAACCGUCAUCGUUACGCACGAUCGUACCGCUGCCGCACCGUGCCGGUCGCCACUGAUCGAUCGGCUCUGUACGCACGUGACGGCCACCCUCGGUAUCGGGCUGGUAGCGCUGCUAGUGGCGCUUCUCAGCACCGGCGGCAUUAGUGAGAUGCGGGCGAAACUGUCAUCGGUCGCGGCAGUUCGUGCGCUAACGGUGGUGCGUCCGGGUGCCACCGCCGGCCGGACCAGCAAAACCAUCGUCACCAGCUGCGGUGGAACCAGCACUGCCGCCGCGGUAGUGCUGCUGUCCGUGAGGCAGCUACUACCACUAAUACUAGGAAUUGCCGCCAUGUUGCCUGUGAUUGACGCCGGAUACCACGAGAAACGGUUGCUGCACCAUCUGCUGGACAACUACAACGUGCUCGAGCGGCCCGUCGUCAACGAGUCGGACCCGCUGCAGCUCAGCUUUGGUUUGACUUUGAUGCAAAUCAUUGACGUGGACGAGAAAAAUCAGCUCCUCAUCACGAAUAUUUGGCUGAAAUUGGAGUGGAACGAUAUGAACGUCAGAUGGAACUCGUCCGAGUAUGGUGGGGUGCGUGAUUUACGGAUACCACCGCAUCGUCUCUGGAAGCCGGACGUUCUGAUGUACAACAGUGCGGACGAAGGAUUCGAUGGGACGUACCCAACCAACGUGGUCGUACGGAACAACGGUUCCUGCCUGUACGUACCGCCGGGAAUUUUCAAAUCUACCUGCAAAAUCGACAUCACCUGGUUUCCGUUCGAUGAUCAGCGCUGCGAGAUGAAGUUCGGCUCGUGGACGUACGACGGGUUUCAGCUUGAUCUACAGCUGCAGGAUGAGUCCGGAGGAGAUAUUAGCAGCUUCAUCACCAACGGCGAAUGGGAGCUACUGGGUGUGCCUGGGAAGCGGAAUGAAAUCUACUACAACUGCUGCCCGGAACCGUACAUCGACAUCACCUUCGCGAUACUGAUCCGCCGCAAAACGCUCUACUACUUCUUCAACCUGAUCGUACCGUGCGUGCUGAUCGCUUCGAUGGCACUGCUGGGUUUCACGCUUCCACCCGAUUCCGGCGAAAAGCUAUCGCUCGGUGUCACGAUUCUGCUAUCACUCACAGUCUUCCUAAACAUGGUCGCCGAGACGAUGCCGGCUACAUCAGACGCAGUGCCUCUCCUAGGAACCUACUUCAAUUGCAUCAUGUUCAUGGUUGCCUCAUCGGUUGUGUCUACGAUCUUGAUCCUGAACUAUCACCACCGCAACUCCGACACGCACGAAAUGUCCGAAUGGAUUCGCGUUGUGUUCCUGAUCUGGUUACCGUUCAUCCUGCGCAUGAGUCGACCGGGUGAACCCUAUCCACAUCCAUGCCGUCCAACAGUGGACGAAAAGAACAAGCAACUGCAGGAAGUGGAGAUGCGUGAACGGUCCUCCAAGUCACUGCUGGCCAACGUUCUGGACAUCGACGACGACUUCCGGUGCAAUCACCGGUGCAACACGCUGCCACACAACCCCACCUACUACCGGACCGUCUACCGCCAGGGUGAGGAUGGUAGUGUAGGGCCGAUCGGUGCGACCGACACGAUCGGCAGGGCCGCCGGCCUCGGUACGAUUAGUGCCGGUGGUGGCCGCCUGCACGAAACCGUUUCCUCGCACACCUGUCUCAGCUCGUCCGCCGAGUACGAGCUGGCGCUGAUACUGAAGGAACUACGCUACAUCACCGAUCAGGUGCUCCGUAAGGAGGACGAGAGUGGCGAAAUUACGCGCGAAUGGAAGUUCGCCGCCAUGGUAGUCGAUCGUCUGUGCCUUAUCAUAUUCACCCUGUUCACGAUCAUCGCCACGCUGGCUGUCCUUUUCUCUGCGCCGCACUUUAUCGUUUCAUAACAACCAUCAGCACGGCGGCACACCGGCACGAACGGUCACCACGAACGCAUCACCUCCACUCCUGCUUCCCGCCCCACAACCG
Anopheles maculipalpis is the source of this 2148-nucleotide messenger RNA. RefSeq names its product neuronal acetylcholine receptor subunit alpha-7-like. Bases 75 to 2066 code for a protein of 663 amino acids. The record is from RefSeq and is a predicted model, not a curated record. Gene Ontology annotation, molecular function: acetylcholine-gated monoatomic cation-selective channel activity; transmembrane signaling receptor activity. Gene Ontology annotation, cellular component: synapse; postsynaptic membrane; neuron projection. Lineage: Eukaryota; Metazoa; Arthropoda; Insecta; Diptera; Culicidae. The transcript is spliced from 12 exons. Gene Ontology annotation, biological process: signal transduction; regulation of membrane potential; chemical synaptic transmission.